Molecule: messenger RNA, 1653 nt
Organism: Macroventuria anomochaeta
Lineage: Eukaryota; Fungi; Ascomycota; Dothideomycetes; Pleosporales; Didymellaceae
Exons: 1
Coding region: 190-1371 (393 amino acids)
Molecular function (GO): protein binding
Source: RefSeq, a predicted model, not a curated record
CCCUGUUUGCCUUUCAGGUGACACACACAAUCAGUAGGAUCAGUGCGAAGCUGUUUGCCUUUCGAUCGACGUCCAAGGCCGAACCACCUCCAUCCCAGCACCGCUGACCUUUGUUUCGACCCCGGUGACCUCAGUUCUACCACCAAAGGCUUUUCACUCCAUCUGAGGGCACACAUCUGGAUCAAGAUAAUGUUUAAGAAAUUGAAAGAGAAGGUCAAGGGCGAUGAUCGUAGAUCUCAAAGUCACCCUGAGAGUGGACCGCCGCAACAACAACUGCAUCCCAAUAACCCAUACUACUCAUCGUCCCAACAACAACAGCUUCACGCUGCACCUACAGAGAAAUAUCAACCACCACCAGGCCCGCCACCAAACCAAUCUUCGUCGAAGCCAGAGUACCAGGCUCCUCCAGGUCCACCUCCCGGACAGUCCUCCGGUUCUGGCUAUGCUCCGCCGCCCCGUCCACCACCAUCACAGUUCCCUCAACAGCCGCCGCCAAGCUUCGAAGCACCAGUACAACAUAACUGGCAGGUGAUCCCAGACACUGCACUACUCCCACCGCCACCGUCUAUCGGCUAUAAGAGCUCCCCGACUGCGAACUCAUCAGUGGAAGAAGGCGACCGCGCUUACGCUUGGUGCAACGCAAACCCUCUUUGGCCGCCCUACAACAUCGCACCAUCCACCCAUGCAGCUAUACAAAACGCGCAGCUCGCCCUUCUCAGAGCACCGAGCUUCACUGGCGAAAUUAUGCCACAGCCACAAGCUGGGCAUUGGAAGGUCCGAACACACGCCAACUGCCGCGACUCUAGCAUUUUGACAAACCUGCCCAUGUAUUCCGCUCUUGUAGACACGCCCUUGCGCACUCAGCAACCCAAGACGAUAUAUUUCGAGCUCAAAGUGACUGGCAUCGGCCGUGGCGGGCACUCUCUCGAGGAAGCCGAUGCAGGCAUCGCAGUGGGCUUCAUCGCACCGCCGUACCCUACCUUCCGGCUUCCUGGCUGGCAGCGUGGCAGUCUUGGCGUGCACGGUGAUGAUGGCAGGAAGUAUGUGAAUGACACGUGGGGAGGCGUAGAUUUCACCACUGCGUUCGCACCUGGCGAUACUGUGGGCAUUGGCAUGUCAUUCACGAUUCCAAAGAACCCGCCAAGCUAUGAAGCAGAGCAGAAGGGAAAGUUGAUGGACAUUGAGGUCUUCUUCACAAGAAACGCGAAGAAAGAGGGAGGGUGGGAUGGUAAUGAGUUGGAUGCAAGGAGUGAGGGAGGCACCAUGGGGCUGAGGGGUGAUUUCGAUCUGUUCCCAGCGAUCGGAGUCUUUGGCGGUGUGGAUUUCGAGGUUCUCUUCCAUCCUUCGCAGUGGCUCUACCGGCCGUUCUGAUGAGUCACUGAUAUGAGUACAACCUGGGGGAAGUCAGUACACUCAAAUUGGAUUGCGGCCUCUGAUGCACAUGCAAUCUUGAUACUUCCUGGGGGACGUCAAUACACCCAAGGUAUGAUUGUAGUUGUCAUUGUUUUCCUUCUGUAUCUAGACCACCCCUCAGCAUCAUUUCGGAUAUUGGGUACUCGACUGUCUCCAGAUGGACCGCAGGUCAGUUCUUCAUGAGAGCGAGACCCAGAGCCACGAGUGGAGAAUAAUAGAGUAGAUUGAAGCGACACACUG